Messenger RNA from Sorex fumeus (smoky shrew), 1440 nucleotides. Its product is annotated as signal-regulatory protein beta-1-like. Gene Ontology annotation, cellular component: plasma membrane. The transcript is spliced from 8 exons. The record is from RefSeq and is a predicted model, not a curated record. NCBI's taxonomy places the organism in Eukaryota, Metazoa, Chordata, Mammalia, Eulipotyphla, Soricidae.
AUGACCAAUGUUUCAGAUACCAACAAGUUAGACAACACAGACUUCUCCAUCCGCAUUUGUGACAUCAGCCUGGCCGACAUGGGCACUUACUACUGUGUGAAGUUCUGGAAGGAGCAACUUGCUGCAGAGAUGGUUCUGGACUUUGCAAUAGGCCAUUUUCAUCGGGCCACUUCAGACGGGGGGCAGGUGCCGUCCAUCUGCCUGCCCUCUAGGAACCCCAGCGGUCACCAACUUCUAGAUCUCAGCGAAAAGCUCCAGCUGUCUCUACAGCUGGGACUCACAGGAGUGGCCAGGCAGAAUGCAGAGCUGCAGGUGAUCCAGCCUGACAAGUUUGUGUCGGUGGCCGUGGGAGGGACAAUCACUCUGCGCUGCUCUGUGACCUCCUUGCAUCCUAUGGGUCCUGUCAAGUGGUUCCGGCAGAGAGUGGGUGGCCGGGAGGAGAUCUACAACUACGGGAAAAAAGGCUACUACCCCCGAGUGACCAAUGCUUCGGAUGCCACCAAGAGAGACAACCUGGACUUUUCCAUCCACAUUCGUGACAUCAGCCCAGCCGACACAGGCACCUACUACUGUGUGAAGUUCCAGGCGCAGUUUGUGGAAGAUGUGGAGUUCAAGUCUGGGCCAGGCACCCAGGUCACCUUGAGCGCCAAACCUUCUCGUCCAGAGAUCUCCGGCCCCACUAAGAGGGCCCCGUCCCGGCACACCGUGAGCUUCACCUGCAGGUCCCACGGCUUCUUCCCCAGAAAUGUCAGCCUGAGGUGGUUCAAAAACGGGAACGCACUCUCAGCCUCCCGGACCAGUGUGGACCCCCCGGGGGAGAGCACCUCCUAGAGUGUCUCCAGCACAGCCAGGGUUCAGCUGACUUAGGCAGACGUGCGCCCCCAGGUCAUUUGUGAGAUCAACCACAUCACCCUGCGUGGGGGCCCACCUCUCCAUGGGACAGCCAGCUUGGCUGAGACCAUCCGAGUUCCACCCAUGCUGGAGGUCUCCCAGUUUCCUGCAGUGGGCAACCAGGUGAACCUCACCUGCCAGUUGAAGAAGUUCUAUCCCCGGAAACUUCAACUGACCUGGCUGGAGAACGGAAUUGUGCCCCGGGCAGAAACGGCCUCACUCCUCCUAGAGAACAAGGAUGGGACCUUUAACCGAACCAGCUGGCUCCUGGUGAACUCCUCUGCCAAGCAGGAGAAUGUAGCCUUCACCUGCCAGGUGGAGCACGAUGGGCAGCCGGUGCUCACCAAAUCACACACCCUGGUCUCAAUCAAACAAACUGAGCCAUCCCACAUACAUUUCCUCCUGGGCUUCCUCUUCGGUCUCAAGGUGCUGUUGGUGCUUUGUGUGUCUGCCAUUUACCUCUGCAAGAAGUUCAAUAUGACGAUUCUCAACAUCCAAGAAAUAGAUGAGUCCCUGGAAGAAGACUGGGUUAAGAGUGUUCAGAGAUAG